GUAUCAAAAAGCAUGAAGUAUCUACAAAAGUAUAGAGAAAGGUCACAUUAAAUUAUGGCCAUAAUGAUGUUGGGAAUUAGAUCAUCGUCCAUAAGGACAAUGCCACUGAUCCGAAUCAAUAGUAGUACAAUUUCUAAACGAAUUAGUCGUACAAUUAAGACAUCUACCAUGGAUUGGAAACCCAUUAAGACAGGUAAAGGAAACUUAGCAAUAUUGGAACAACAAGCUAAAAGUCCUAUUUUAAGAAGAACAUUACUUGGAUUAAUGAUAGCUAUGCCUGUAAUCAGUUUUGCCUUAGGAUGUUGGCAAGUUAAAAGAUUACAAUGGAAAACUGAAUUAAUAACUAAAGGAGAAAAUGCUUUAGCACAACCUGCAAUUGAAGAAUUACCACCAAAUAUUGAUCCUAGUAUUAUUGAAGAAUUUCAAUAUAGAAGAUUUAAAUGUAAAGGUCAUUUUGAUUAUUCUCAAGAAAUUUUCUUAGGCCCUCGUAUUAAAAAUGGUGAAAUGGGUUAUUUUGUUAUUACACCUUUUAUAAGAAGUAGUGGAGGUAAACCAAUACUUGUAGAAAGAGGUUGGAUUCAUAAGGAUAAAGUUGUACCAGAGUCAAGAAAGAAAGGUUAUUUAUCUCAUUUAGCAUUUCCACAAGGAGAAAUUGAAAUUGAAGCUUUAUUUAGAGUAAUGCCAGAAAAAUCUUAUUUACAAUUUGAUCAUAAAAAGGGUGAAAGAUUAUUCCAUGUAUAUGAUGUACCAGAAAUGGCAGAACAAACUGGUUGUUUACCUAUCUAUUGUCAAAUGAUUCAUGAUUUAAGUGAUCAUCCAGAAUGGAGACAUAAUGCUGAAGAAGCAAAGAAAUCUUCAAAUAAUAUUACUUCAUUAUUUGGUUUAAUAUCUCCAACUACUCCAAAGGGAGGAGAAAUUGAAGAUGAAGGACUUGGUGAAUAUAGUGAUGAUGUAACCAUGCAAUAUCAAGAAUUUGAAUUCAUUAAACAAGGUGUACCAAUUGCUCCAACUCCAAAAAUAAAAUAUAGUAAUAACCAUUUACAAUAUCUUGUCACAUGGUUUGGACUUUCAUUGUGUAGUACAAUUUGUUUAAUUUAUGCGUUUAUGAAGAAAGGUAAUUUUUCUACUGCAGAAAAGGUCAUUGAAGCUAAGAGAAAACAAAUGAAGAAAUCAUUUUAAUCAUAAUAAAUUUAUUUACUUGUACAUAUAUAUAUAUAUUCUUUUCAUUACGAAAUACUCAAUAAACCAAAUAGAACGACUACUAAUGAUAAAUCAGCAAGAAAUAUACCAAGUAAUUCAUAAUAAGAUAAACAUCUAACUACUAAUGGAC
This is a messenger RNA of Scheffersomyces amazonensis, 1330 nucleotides long. It is a transcript of the gene SHY1, whose product is annotated as Shy1p. Gene Ontology annotation, biological process: mitochondrial respiratory chain complex IV assembly. Bases 55 to 1179 code for a protein of 374 amino acids. NCBI's taxonomy places the organism in Eukaryota, Fungi, Ascomycota, Pichiomycetes, Serinales, Debaryomycetaceae. Gene Ontology annotation, cellular component: membrane; mitochondrion. The record is from RefSeq and is a predicted model, not a curated record. The transcript has a single exon.